CUCUUUUCUUUCUCUUACUUUUUUUUGGGUUUACAUAGACUAUGGUGACUGCAACACAAGCAGACCUAAAUAAUACGGCCAAUGAGGAUGCUCGAAGUACUUCUUCUACCCUUGUCAAUGGAGAACAUAGAAGUGAUUUAGAAGCAACACAAGCUAAUCAUUCGAGCCAAAUAAGACAUGGUUUUGACCAAGAGUUUUAUGAGGAAGACAUCAUUCGCUUUCUUUAUUUUUCAGAAAAGAGACACGAUACCAAUGCCAAACUAAACAGCCAUGCUCGAAACGCGUUGAAAGACUGGCGACUUCGAGAAAGGAUAAAAACUGUGUCAGGUCUUCUUGUUGUUUGUCUGAAUAUCGGGACAGAUCCACCUGAUGUUGUAAAGACUAAUCCUUGCGCUAAACUCGAGUGUUGGAUUGACCCUUUCUUAUUGGUGCCUCAGAAAUCAUUGGAGGCCAUUGGCAAAAACUUACACAAUCAAUACGAGACAAUCAAUGGACGUACUCGAUUCAAACUCUCUUUAGACCCCUCUGUAGAAGAAACCAAGAAAGUAUGUUGCCAAAUGCGUCGUAAUGCUAAAGAAGAACGUAUCUUGUUUCAUUAUAAUGGCCAUGGUGUACCUAAACCUACUACAAGUGGUGAAAUAUGGGUCUUUAAUCGAAACUAUACACAGUAUAUUCCAGUCUCUUUGUUUGAUUUACAGUCUUGGCUUGGUUCACCAGUGAUUUAUGUCUGGGAUUGUUCUGCUGCGGGUAAUAUCAUUAACGCAUUUAAUAGAUUUGCAGAACAAAGAGAUACAGAAGCAUUACGAUUGCAACAACAACAACAACAACAGCAACAGCAACAACAACAGCAACAACAACAACAACAACAACAACAACAGCAACAGAAUACAGUACAGACAUCAUGGAAAGAUAGUAUACAAUUAGCAGCCUGUGGUCCCACAGAAACAUUGCCCAUGAAUCCUGAUUUACCUGCGGAUGUAUUCACAGCUUGUUUAACAACACCUAUCGAAAUGUCAUUGCGAUGGGUCGUCAUGCGUAAUCCUUUAUUGACAUCCAAUAUCACAAUGGACAUGGUAUUACAAUUACCAGGCCGAUCAACAGAAAGACGUACACCCUUGGGUGAACUGAAUUGGAUCUUUACGGCUGUAACAGACACGAUUGCCUGGUGUGUCUUGCAAGAUCAACCCGAGUUAUUUAAGCGACUCUUUCGACAAGAUUUAACAGUGGCAUCCAUGUUUAGAAACUACUUGUUGGCAGAGCGUAUCAUGCGAUCUUAUCAAUGUACACCCAUGUCGACACCUAUAUUACCAGAGACACACGAUCAUCCCAUGUGGCAAGCUUGGGAUUUGGCUGUGGAUAUGUGUCUGUUCCAAUUGCCUGCCUUAAAAGCAGCUGAAGCAGGUGGAUCUCCUUAUGAGUACAAGGCAAGCACGUUCUUUUCUGAACAAUUGACUGCAUUUGAAGUCUGGUUAUCCGAGGGUGCUGUGAACCCCAAGAUUCCUGAACAAUUACCGAUUGUUUUGCAAGUCUUGUUGAGUCAAGUGCAUCGAUUGCGUGCUUUGAUUCUCUUGAGUCGAUUCUUGGAUUUGGGUCCAUGGGCUGUCAAUGCAGCUUUGUCGGUUGGUAUUUUCCCUUAUGUACUCAAGUUACUCCAGAGUCCUGCUGCUGAACUGAAGCCUGUCUUGGUCUUUAUCUGGGCUCGUAUCUUGGCUGUCGAUCGUUCUUGUCAAAACGAUUUACUUAAAGACCAUGGCUAUGCUUACUUUAUCAAUAUCCUGACACCCAAUAAUGCCAUGCUAAGUAUUCCUCAUGUGUCUGAACACCGUGCCAUGAGUGCCUUUAUCUUGUCUGUCUUUUGCACAAAUUUCAAAAUGGGUCAGCAAGCAUGUCUUAGGGGAAAUGUGAUCAAUGCCUGUUUAGCGCAUGUCAAAGACCCUGACCCAUUACUCCGUCAAUGGAUUUGUCUCUGCCUGGCUCAAGUCUGGUUGAACAACAGUGAGGCGAAAUCAGCCGCGAUUGCCGAAAACGGACAUGAAAAGUUGUGUGCCUUAUUAAAUGACAAUGUGCCUGAAGUCCGUGCGUCUGCCAUGUAUGCGCUCGGUACAUUUUUAGCUGAUCCCAACAAGACAGAACAGAUUGUGAACAUCGAGCAUAACAUUGCUAUUUCUGCCUUGACGGCCAUGUCGGAUGGUUCGCCUAUGGUCCGUAAAGAGUUUGUGGUUGCUUUGUCUCAUAUUGUGGACCAAGCAGGUCCUUCCAAGUUUUUGGCUGCUGCUAGUCAGACGAUUGAAGAAGAUCAGGCGCAGCGUUCUUUGUUUGGUGAAGAUCGAGGUAAAUUGAUGCGUGGAAGACAGUCUGAAUGGCGUGCUGCGUUAGAUGGUCAUUUUGGUUCUUCAAGUUAUGAUUCUGUCUAUGCUGUGAUAUGGAAAGCCUUGUUGAAUCUGUCUGUGGAUCCUCAUCCUGAUGUAGCCAGAUCAGCAGCCACAGUGGUAGACCAUAUCAACUUGCUCUUGUUAAGUACACCUUUGAUUGGUGAAUAUGCUUCGAAUCUAGCAAGAGAAUCUGCCCAGCAUACAGCGCAAGACCCUACUGCGUUUGGCAUGGAUCGUUCUCCAUCGUUUUAUGAAGACAGUCGUACGGCUUUACCUAACAAUCCUCAUGUGGCCAACAUGAGGCGCCCUGCUAAACUGACGCGUUCUGUUUCGUUUGCUUCUACUUUGCGUACCAUUUAUAAUUUUGGUAAUCCCAGCCAUGAAUCUCAAGCCUCGCCGCCUCCACCCCCACCAGCACAACCAGAUGCCAAUCAUCAGAUGAACGUGGCCAUGACCAAACAGAAACAGACUCAAUCUACCGUGGAUGAGCAUAAUUUACCUCUUUCAUCUUGCUUUUAUGAUUGGAGUUGCGAGUAUUUUACAGAACCCCAAAUGAGAGCUGCUGAGGCAGAUGAACCAGGAAGUGUUGUAUAUACCCAACGCAAAUGGCGUCGAAGUCGAAACGAAAAAAUCUUGCAAGAAUCCAAUGCAACCAAGGGCAUGGCAGGGACCAGUCGUUGGGAUGAGCAAGUCAAUACAAUGUACAAUGAUACAGAAGCCACCUUAUUGCUCAUGCAUCAGUUUGAACCUCAUUUAGUAGCUGCUGAUGCCUACAAUUGUCUAGUUGUGUGGGAUUGGAAGACAGGCACACCUCUGAGUGUGAUUGAUAACCAUAAUCCUGCUCAUAGUCGUAUUUCAGAUCUCAAGUUUAUUAAUGAAGAAGAUGAAGCAUUACUUUUGACUGGCUCAGAUGAUGGUGUUGUCAGGAUUUACAAAAACUAUGAUGGUAGUGAUCAAGAACAAGCUGUGUUGGUCAGUUCAUGGAGAGCACUGAAAGAUAUGGAAAAAAGUAGUUCAAGACAAAGUGGCCUUGUGACAGAUUGGCAUCAAGCAAGGGGUUUGCUGUUUACAGGAGGUGAUGCACGUAUUAUCAAAGUGUGGGAUGUUCAUCAAGAGAUGCCCAUCAUGGAUAUUCCUACACAAUCAUUGGCUUGUGUGACGAGCAUUACAAGUGAUCAAGUCAAUGGAAAUAUGAUCAUUGCAGGUUUUGGUGAUGGGUCCAUUGGUGUGUAUGAUCGCCGUAUAAGCCCUGAUGAAGCUCGAGUCAAAAAAUGGGAAGAACAUAAGGCUUGGGUGACAGGCAUUCAUUUACAAAGAGAAGGCAAUCGUGAACUUGUUUCUGGUGGAUUUGAAGGUGAUAUCAAGAUUUGGGAUAUUCGAGAAACACAGUCUUUAAGAACGAUUGAGGCACACAAACACAAUGAAAUGACAGCCUUGACUGUUCAUGAUCAUAGUAGUGCUAUUGCCAGUGCUGGUGAUGAUCAGGUCAUCAAGGUAUGGAAUAUGGAAGGUAAUAGAUUAUCUACCAUUCGCCCUACUUCUGGCUUUCUUGGUCAAAAGACAUCCUCUACGCGUGCUUUGGUAUUCCAUCCUAACCUUAUGGUUAUGGCUGCAAGUGGAAAUGAUGGUUACAUUACUCUUUAUGCAGCACAUUAAAGUAAUAUUACAGCUUACAUAAUCUUUCUUUCUUUCUUUCUUUGUCGCAAUACAUGAAAGAGUUCUCUAUACACUUUAUUAAAAGAAUUUUAAAAAAUGAAA
Molecule: messenger RNA, 4130 nt
Organism: Gilbertella persicaria
Lineage: Eukaryota; Fungi; Mucoromycota; Mucoromycetes; Mucorales; Choanephoraceae
Product: raptor N-terminal caspase like domain-containing protein
Exons: 10
Coding region: 42-4028 (1328 amino acids)
Biological process (GO): cellular response to amino acid stimulus; positive regulation of protein serine/threonine kinase activity; TOR signaling
Cellular component (GO): cytoplasm; TORC1 complex
Molecular function (GO): protein-macromolecule adaptor activity; protein binding
Source: RefSeq, a predicted model, not a curated record